Molecule: messenger RNA, 4612 nt
Organism: Argiope bruennichi
Lineage: Eukaryota; Metazoa; Arthropoda; Arachnida; Araneae; Araneidae
Product: transmembrane protease serine 2-like
Exons: 15
Coding region: 340-2349 (669 amino acids)
Biological process (GO): proteolysis
Cellular component (GO): membrane
Molecular function (GO): protein binding; serine-type endopeptidase activity
Source: RefSeq, a predicted model, not a curated record
UCAUCACUUCGCUUCUGUUCUUUAUUCAAAUUUCCGCCCCUCGGCAAAGAAAAAGAGCGGUCGGCCAGAAGGUUUUUGUUUCUCCAGUUCUCGCGCAAUUUAUUGUUGGGAGUUGGUUGAAAAAUAACUCCUCGAGUCGCAAGGUAGAUUGGAGUUGCAGUAUUAUUUUCUUAAUUAUUUUUAAUUGGUAAAAAAAUGAUUCUGUUUUCCAAUAAUUUAUUGAAAGUUAGAGUUUUAGUUUGUCCAUUAGAAAAACGUUGAGUGCUGUCCCACGGAACAUUCUGUUGCUGACACUCAAGACAUCUUGCAUAUUAAGGAUAAUAACACGGCGAUCUCAAGAUGAGUUCCUCCGAACCAACCAAAGGAGCAGAUGAUCAAUCAAACGCUGAAGCUGGACUUAAUGAUCGUUUAACGUCUAAGCCAGAACCACAAUGUCCCUUAGCACAGGGGGAAUCGGACGAUUGGAAAGGUUCCAACAGGCCCCGGAGCAGGUGGAAAAUCUUCCUCGUGGUCCUCAACUUAGUGUUCGUCGUCUUACUCUUAACACUCUUCUUACUAUGGUACCUGAGAAUCCUACCAAGGGAUAUUUACGUAGAAGAACCUAUUAAAGAAAGUAAAGGCUGUAGUUCAUUACGUCUACCUCUGUGUCACAAGUACAAAGUUCCCUACGCGUACACAGUGUACCCGAACACGCUCGGGCACAUCAAUCAGAACGAGGCGAGUGAAGCUAUUGCCAGAUACGAACCUCUGGUCAGUGUGAAGUGUUAUUCUCUGCUGCCACUCUUCCUCUGCUCAAUUUACGCUCCAAAAUGCAUGGAAGAGGGGAGAUUGGUCCCUCCUUGCAGAUCACUCUGCCAAGAAACCAUUAGGAAAUGCGACUUUUUCCUCGGUGUGUUCUCCGUUUCCUGGCCUGAUGAGCUGAUCUGCGACGACCUGCCCGAAUCUCCAGACCCGGACAUUUGCAUAGGACACGAGCAGAUGAGGAAUUUGGACAUGACCGCCAGAGCCUGCAUUAAUGGAUUUCGGUGUGAUAAAACACGGUGUCUUCCUCAGUCCUGGGUAUGCGACGGCUUCUCUGAUUGUACAGAUGGAGCAGAUGAAAGAAACUGCAGUAACUGUGGACCCGACCAAUUUUAUUGCGGACAUGGUACCUGCAUUGACAAGGACUUGGUUUGUGAUGGCAUUAAAGACUGUCCAGAUGGAAGAGAAGAAAGGAGAUGCCUUCGGUUGACUGGAGAAGCGGAGCGAUUCGGAGAAGGCCGUUUAGAAGCCUAUAGCCUGAUAACAGACAGUUGGCAACCAGUGUGUGGAGAUCAGUGGGACACUGCCUCUAUGAGCCCAAGAGCAUGCGAAAUGCUGGGAUACACAAAUGUUAAAGAAACCAGGUUACGUGAUGAAGCUUUCCCAGUGGACAACAGAGUGGCAGUUGGAGCAGCUGGACCCGACGUAAAAACCCAGAUGAAGUCAUUGUUUUCAAGAAGUCACAAAGGUUGCGGCGGAGACAAUGUGUACGUGUACUUAAAAUGCCAAGACUUUGAGUGCGGAAAAUCUGCUAUUGCUAUGAGUGGUAUGAAACCGUCUUGGCGAAUUGUUGGCGGCAAAGAAUCGGAACCUGGCGCAUGGCCGUGGUUGGUGGCUUUACAUGGCGGCCCGGAUGAAGUUUUCUUUUGUGGCGGUGUCUUGAUUUCGGAGUGGUGGGUCCUGUCUGCUGCACAUUGUGCAGGAAAUCAAAGUGAUCCCAGCGGAUGGAGUUUAAAACUGGGCAUGACUCGAAGACCCUCUCAUCCAUCCUUCACUCAGCGUCGAGGGGUGGCACAGAUCAUAAGACAUUCGAAUUUCAGCUCCGUCAGCCUCUACAGCAACGAUAUCGUUUUGAUUCGGCUGGACAAGUACGUGACGUUCGACUCGUUCCUGAGGCCCAUUUGUCUUCCUCCCUACAAUCUGCCAGUGUCCGAGUUGCAAUCCUGCACGGUCAUUGGCUGGGGAAAGCAGCAGCAUGACGACGAAGCUGAUUAUCAGAAAGUGAUUCAUCAAGUGGAGGUUCCCAUUGUUAAUUUCGAUACUUGCCAGGAGUGGUAUUCUGCCCAGGAAGUGACCAUCUCGGACACCAUGCUCUGUGCCGGAUUUGCUGAAGGACAGAAGGACGCGUGCCAGGGUGACAGUGGUGGACCACUCGUUUGCAAGACUGAGGACCACUGGUUUGUAGCAGGCGUGGUCAGCUGGGGAAUCAAGUGUGCUCAGCCGAAUUUGCCAGGAAUCUAUACUAACGUUCCUCUUUAUGUAGAAUGGAUUGAAAAAACGACUGAAGAAGCCGGCUUUCCCAUUUACAAAAAAAGUACAAAAAAUUAGCUUAGUUAAGUGCAGCGACUUCACAACGUAACCGAUUCGUAAUAUUACAAACAACUUAAAUGUGCUAUUCUUUCACGUGUAGUGUAAAUUCUUUGUUUAUCGACACUUGAACGUUUAACGUUUCUUCGAUGCCCUCAAUCGAAAUAAUUGUGUGACGUCAUAGUCACGUGGUGAAUGCCACAGCGGAUCAAGCAUCUAUGUUGUGAAGUGAUGUAAUGCUACAAGCAGUAAAUGCGGAAUUUCAAUUUAAUGGUGCACUUGACUUAAAUAUGCCUCAAUAAUAUAAGUCAUGCACAUUUGAUUGACCUUGAUACAGGUAUAUUUAAUCACCUAUAAAUUGAAAAGAGUUGGGAACUACUUCUUUGUGGAUUCAAAACUAUUUAUACAGCACCAGUUUGGGUUUAGUUAUAUAAAAUAUAGCCAUGAUGACUAUUCAGUCUCUUGUUGGACAUUAUAGAUGGCUAUUAACUGUCAUGAUAUUUACAUUGCAUAGCUAGGAAGAGAUAGGCGACAAGUUCUGAAUUUCAUCUAAAAAUAACUCAAUUUUGAAAUUCAAAAUAAUGAAGAUUGCGAUUAACUGAUGUAUUGGAUAUAUGAGUGCGUUGAAUAUUUAUGAAUACAGUAUAAAACGUUGCUUAUACAAAAAAAAAACUGAAACAAGUAUUAGUGUUAUUUCAUUUGUUUGUCUUCUGGUAUUAAAACUAAUAUCUACGGAGACUCACUGUUAGACCAAAAAGAAUUUUUACUUAUAGUAUUUUGAUGUAUAAACUCAUAUAUGAUGUAUAUUUGCUAAGUAUGAAUGCGAAGUAUGAACUAUGACAAGAAUAUAUGCUUCAUUAUAGUUGUUAUAAAUGUAAUUUUGACAUAUCUUGCUUUAAUUGUCAUUUUAAUUUAUGUGUUUUGUUUCGCACCGAUGCCAAAAACAGAUGAUCUCUACUCUAUUUCAGUUAUUUAAUGUAGUAUUGCAUCGAAAUGAGACAAUGAAUUUUCCAAAAUGAAGCUCUAGGUAUUGAAUUUAAAUGAUCGGUCACUUUCAUCUUAGAGAAAAAAAAUUUUAAAAAAUUCCACCUAGAUGCAUAGGAAAGUUGUGUUCUUAUAUCAUAAUUUUUGCAUUUCGGGAUUUGAAAUUUGUGAUAUAGUAUUAUUGCCAGCUUUAUAUUUUGCGGUUUCAUAAGCACUUUGAUAUACCAGAUUGUCGCUAUUGUUUUAAAAGUAAAUUAAAAUUCAUCAAAUCAUUUAUUACAUUUUGAUAUCAAUUUCUCAAAAAAUAAAACAUGAUGCACGUUAUUGUGUUCGAUAUUAUAAAAAGAAGCAAUGGCUCAUUCGGGCUGUAGAACUGCAGCACUCAUGAAAUUAUUUUAAAAGCUUCUUUUUGUUUCAUUUUAAAACCGAUUGGUUAUUUUUUACACUUUAAGAGUUCGCUCAACAACGAAUAAUUAUUUUAAAAAAUCACAGGCAGAAAAGGAAUCAAUGAAUUGCGUAGAAAUAGCCUUAAAAGCAUCAAAAUUCGCUCACCAUCUCAAUACAUGUGCAAUGAAGAAGAAAAUGAAAGAUUCCUGUCAUUGAAUUAGCGAUGAAUGGGCUGCUGUAGGCACUGACCAGAUUUGGCACACGGCCAAUUCUAAGGUCGGUUGUUGCAUAAAUAAUAUUAUUGUAAAAUAUUAUUUAUUAUCUGAGUAACUGAUGUAGUGACAAGAAAGUCCAAAUGCCUCAAGCUUUAGCUUUAAGCCAAGUAUACCAAGAAGAGGAAUUAUCAGAGAGUUUAUAAAAAGCUAUUAAUAGGUGAAAAAAAUGCUAAUCUCUGGAGAAUUUAUUCUUGUUGUGCAUUGUUGUAUGUAAACUUUUCUGCGAUUUUUUUCUGUAAAUAAUGUUUUUUUUUCCCUUUUCAUACAAACCUAAGCAUUUGAGGAACAAUAAUAUUUUUAUUUUUGGAGAAGCUGUGCAAUGAUUUUCAAACCGAAUUAGCUGUAGAUAGGAUUUUCAUGAUUUUUCUUCUAUCUUCUGAUUGUAAAUGUAAAUAAACUGUGUGAAAUGCAUCUUAGGCUGUUGUUUCAGAUGUUACGUGAAUUGAUGCUUACACUGUCGUCAUUUACAUUUUUUUCUCUUAUUUUUCCACCGUAUAUGCAUGCACUGAUUAAUACAAGAGACUUGUGUAAGAUAAUUACUUCUUAAUUUAGAAUUUUAUUUUAGGUGUUUGUUAAGUUUAAGAAAAGAACUUUAUGCAUUUGUGUACUGUAAAAUGUGAAUAAAAACUUUCCAAUAA